GGACCUCCAAUGUCCUUUUCUAACAUUCAUCACUCAGUGCUUCAACUCAGAACCUGUCCUCAGAACCUAAUAAUCUAUGCAAGGGCUCUAAACCUACGACUUAAACUAUUUCGAAGCACCUACUGUAUGUUAGGCACAGUGAAUUUACCCUUGAAACAAUUCUCCAGGGCAGGUGUAUACUUAACUUUACAGAAGGAACUGAUGGAGGUGGAGAAAGAUAAUGACCUGUAGGGGUCUAAUUCCAUGUUCUCGGAAACUUUAGGGAUGAGAGUUGGCACAAGAGACAUAGGUCUUGCCCUCUUUGGAGGCCCCUGGAACUUGCUGAGUCACUUUGUCCCACCUGUCACUGCCAAUCUUUGGGAAGAAGAAAUGACACGGGAGGGCAGAGAAGAGUGAGCUGAAGGCAGAGGCAGAGUGGUAGGCAGGUUGGCCCAUGGCUGAGGCCUCUGUCCCAAAACUGGGCAAAGAAACGGAAGCCACACCUUGCCCCAGUGUCCUGCAGCUGGAAGAGCUCCUGAGGGCCGGGAGAGCCUCCUGUAGCCGCGUAGACGAAGUCUGGCCCAACCUUUUCAUAGGAGAUGCGGCCACGGCAAAUAACCGCUUUGAGCUGUGGAAGUUGGGGAUCACCCAUGUGUUGAAUGCCGCCCACGGGGGACUCUAUUGUCAAGGAGGCCCUGACUUCUAUGGCAGCAGUGUGAGCUACCUGGGGGUGCCAGCCCACGACCUACCUGAUUUCAAUAUCAGCAUCUACUUCUCCUCAGCAGCUGACUUCAUCCACCGUGCCCUCAACACACCUGGGGGUAGGACUUGGGACUGAGUCCAUUUUCCAUUCUGUUCACUUUUUGGGAGCAUAUCCAAUUUCCCCUUGAUCCUCAGCAUCCUCCCUGGUUUUUUGUUUUGUUUGUUUGUUUUGUUUUGUUUUGUUUGUGUGUGUGUGUGUGCAUGUGUGUGUGAGUGUGUGUGUGUUGUGUUUUGUUUGUUUGUUCUCUUUUUGUUGUUUUUGUUUUAACAAUCUUCUGCUCUAUGCCUCAGCAUCUUAUCUAUCUGCUUCACAGAUGCAGAAAGUCAGCCAGGCAGUAGUGGCACAUGCUUUUAAUCCCAGCACUUGGGAGGCAGAGGCAAGUGGAUCUCUGCAAUUUGGAGGCCAUCCUGAUUUACAGAG
Molecule: messenger RNA, 1162 nt
Organism: Cricetulus griseus (Chinese hamster)
Lineage: Eukaryota; Metazoa; Chordata; Mammalia; Rodentia; Cricetidae
Source: RefSeq, a predicted model, not a curated record